AACAAGUAUAUUUCUUAACAAAGGGCAUUUUCGUCAUGAUGAAUAUUGUGACAUUUCCAACUAUAUAUAAACAAACAAGACAAUAUCAGAAACAAGAAAGAGAAAUCUAAGUCCAAGUGUGGGAGACAAAUUAUAGUCUCUAAUUCAUUUUGCACAAAUCCCACUAUCUCUCAAUCAUUAUCAUGGUAGAUUAUCUAAUUAAUAAACAUCCCCAACUACUAGUAAUAGUAAUUCUACUCAUCUUUGUUGAAAACCCCAAGACCAUAUGGUUUAUUUCCCAAGCUCAAGCUCUAAACAACUCAAAUGGAAGCCCAACAAAUACUACUGCAGCCUCCGCCGUACUGGUCUUCGGCGACUCCACGGUGGAUCCGGGAAACAAUAACUACUUACCCACAAUUUUCAAGAGCAAUUUUCUGCCGUACGGCAGAGACUUGGCCAAUAAAAAACCCACCGGAAGGUUUUGCAAUGGGCGCCUCACAACUGACUUUUUAGCUUCGUACGUUGGUCUUAAAGAUUAUGUGCCUCCAUAUUUGGACCCGAGCCUCAGUAUGGAAGAGUUAAUGACCGGAGUGAGCUUCGCCUCAGCUGGAAGUGGUUAUGACCCAAUUACACCUCAAGUUGGAAAUGUACUUCCGGUGUUAAAACAAUUGGAGUACUUCAAAGAGUACAAGAAAAGGCUUGAAUCAAGCAUUGGGAAGCAAGAAACAGAACAUCACAUUAAUAAGGCCAUUUUUGUAAUAAGCGCCGGAACAAAUGACUUCAUUGUAAACUACUUCACCUUACCCAUUCGUCGAAAGAUCUACACUACUCUCUCCAGCUAUGACAUUUUCUUGAUGGAGCAUGUUAAAACGUUCCUACAGGAUUUAUGGGGCGAAGGAGCUCGAAGGAUCGUAGUAGGUGGGCUUCCUCCAAUGGGCUGCUUGCCAGGUGUUAUAACAUUAAACUCACCCAAUGAAUUUCAGCCACGUGGAUGCAUCGACAAGUAUAAUUCCGCAGCAAGAGAUUACAAUAAGCUUCUCCAAAAUCAAUUGGUUUCCAUGCAGAGUGGCUUGGCAAAUUUUGGUGCAAGGAUAGCCUAUGUGGAUUUAUAUGGACCGGUGAUGGAAUUGAUCCGAGAACCUACAAAAUUUGGUUUGAAGGAAAUCUUUAAGGGAUGUUGUGGAACUGGAUACCUUGAAGUUACGUUUUUGUGUAACCCACUUUCGUAUGUGUGCCCUGAUGCAAAUAAGUACAUGUUUUGGGAUUCAAUACACCCAACAGAGAAGACAUACAGCUACGUCUUUGAUACCCUUCACCCAAUCCUUGAUUUCCUGUUGAAACCAUAAGUUAAUAUAUAACUUCUUUCCAUAUACUAUAUAUAUACAUAUAUCACUCACAAUCGAAUUCUACCUACUCCGUAUAUAGUAGUCAUCGCUAUAAUUUGAAGUGGUUAAUCCUAUCUUUGACUAUCUUGAAGAACUGAUGAGUACGUAUUUAUAUUAAUAGAUGAGAGAUAUAUAUUCGGGGUACUGUCGGAGUACAAGCACAUGUUUUGAAUCAUAUAAAUAAAUAAAUAAAAAAGAAUUACCAAUUUGCAU
Messenger RNA from Cannabis sativa, 1577 nucleotides. RefSeq names its product GDSL esterase/lipase At5g45960. The transcript is spliced from 5 exons. Gene Ontology annotation, molecular function: hydrolase activity, acting on ester bonds. NCBI's taxonomy places the organism in Eukaryota, Viridiplantae, Streptophyta, Magnoliopsida, Rosales, Cannabaceae. The record is from RefSeq and is a predicted model, not a curated record. Bases 183 to 1325 code for a protein of 380 amino acids.